Lottia gigantea (owl limpet) is the source of this 918-nucleotide messenger RNA. RefSeq lists its product as hypothetical. The record is from RefSeq and is a predicted model, not a curated record. NCBI's taxonomy places the organism in Eukaryota, Metazoa, Mollusca, Gastropoda, Lottiidae. The transcript has 3 exons. The coding region runs from base 1 to 918 and encodes 305 amino acids.
AUGGAUGAGAUUUGUAAUCUAUUAAAGGAAUACACAGAAUUCGACAGUAGUAAUAUAAUUGAUUUAUUCAAAGAAUACAACACAUGUGCAAAAGAUAAGACAGAAGUUCACACUAAACUCAAAGAGCUGGACUAUUCUAAAGUAAUGGCCUUUGAUGCUAAUGGGUUGUACGCCUCUGCUAUGUCAGAUUUAGAGAGUGAAUAUCCUAAAGGGGAAAGUGAAAGACCGUUUCUACCAGAAGAAAAUGAAGAAUUUGUCAAGCUCUUUAAUGGACAGAAAUUCAGACCUAGAACGGCUAUUUUAAAAAGUCUGGAAUUAAGGAAUAAAUACAAAAAGGAAGGGGAUGAGGUUGGUAGUAACUGCAUGAAAUUAUUAGGUAAUUCAUUGUAUAGUAAAUCUAUUCAGAAGGAUAUAACUACAUCGAGACAUCUAUGGAGUGAAACAACUUUUAAAGCCAACUUCGAUUCACAUGUUAAAAACUAUGAAAAAGUAAAUGAGACUCAAUAUAUAUUUGAGAUAGAAGAAGAAGAAAAAGAAUUUAUUCCUCCAAAGGAUUCAACAAGAUUAACACCAAGUCAUAUAGGAUCGAAAAAAACAUUUAAGGGAUACUCUAACUAUAAGAUUAAGGUGGAUGAUUAUAUUCAAUUAGCUAGUAGACAUGAUGUGAUGAAUGAAUUUAAGAAACCAUGGGGAAAGAGUUUCUCUGAUGGAAUAGUUAUUCCAAAUGAUGAAGAUAAACAAAAGAAAGUUUUUAGAAGUUAUUUAAAUCUCGUUAAGAGAAAAGCACCAGAUGAUGAAGGAAUUAUGUAUCCUUACAACGACGGAAAAGAAUUGAACAUGGAUGAAAACUACGAAUUUGAUGAUUUCGAUUAUCUAACUAUUCAAGAAGAGAAUGAAGAGUGUUUAAUUACAGAAUGA